Molecule: messenger RNA, 804 nt
Organism: Alternaria alternata
Lineage: Eukaryota; Fungi; Ascomycota; Dothideomycetes; Pleosporales; Pleosporaceae
Exons: 4
Source: RefSeq, a predicted model, not a curated record
CUUGUCUUCGUCCAUGGUAUCACUGGUACCCGUGAGGGUACGUGGACUUAUGGAAACAAAAAGGGAGACGCGCCAUGGCCCAAGACUUUUAUUCCACCUCUGCUACCAAAUGUGCGUAUACUUGGGUUCGGCUAUGCAGCAGACGUUAUACACUGGUGGGAUAUGGUGAACAAGGGGCGCGUGCAUGACUACGGAAAGUCACUGCUCAAUGGCCUCUAUGCGAAACGUUCUCUCGAUGAUUCGACUGAUCGGCCCAUCGCAUUUGUAGUGCAUAGCCUGGGCGGUCUAGUCCUGCAAAGUUGUCUCACGCUUUCCAACGAGGCUUCGGCUAGCUCUCAUCUCUAUAGUAUCGUUGAGAGCACUAUUGCGAUAGCUUUUUUGGGUACCCCUCACGCUGGCGCUGAUAGCCUUGCAAACUGGGCAAGCAAAUCAGCUAAAUUUCUCAGUGUCGUCCACAACGUCAAUGUUGAAAUCGUGGUUGUCUUGAAAACUGAUUCGGAGGUUUUGGCCAUUCUACAUGAGUCUUUCACCAAGAUGCUGAAGACGAGAGAGCCCAAGCGCAUCGACAUAACUUGCUUCUACGAGCAAAAGGAAGUUCCUCUUGUUGGCUAUGUUGUUUCGCCUGCAUCUGCUAAACUAUCCGGUUGGAACAGCAUACCUCUCGACAAGAACCACUCGGACAUGACAAAGUUUAAAUACGAAAACGAUCCUGAUUUCGUUUCUGUGUUCAGUGAGAUUCGGCGUUGGGUCAAAGUCACUGAAGCCAAAAAACGUAUGAACCCUGUGGAAUGUCAAAAUAUAUAG